CGGGUGUCACCUCUAAUAAAUUCAUUUGUACUAAUUUUUAAUUAGCAAUUGAAUCAGCAAUUCUUCUCAGAAAUUCCAAUUAGCUUGUGAUUGUCUAUCUGAUCACUUUCAUCAACGGAUCUGAUCGACUGUACAUAUUUUUUAUGGCAUAUUACGGUUUCCUUUUUCGAAUUUCGAUUUUCGAUUUUUGGGUGUUUGAUUUUUCACAUGUCAUGUCAUUUUUGAAGUCAGAAGUGGUACCAGUGCUCAAGGAUUACGCAUGUUACGAUAAACGACGAAUCUCGGAAUAGAUGUUAUAAAUUUGGAGGAAUUAAACAAAUCAAGUGUUAUCCAGCUGCAUUAAUGUUUCGCAGUGAAUUAAGGUGUUGGCAAUUAAACUCUGCGUGAAUUUUCGUUUUGGUUUAAUACAACUGAAAUUCAGAAUCUAGUGAAAACAGGAAUAAAGUUCUAUCUCAGUGAUUUUCACCAGGUUGUGUUUGGCGAUGCAUUUAUAAUUAACUCAGUGAGGUAUCAAAAGUGAUUAAAAGUUCAUCUCUCCAUUAUGAAUAAAAACUUUGGACUAGGAGUGAAUACAUUAAAGAUCCACUAUAAUCAUCAUUGAACUCGACGGCAAUUACAUACGAUGCACUGAAACACUGUAAUAGCGAUCAUCACGAUCUAAUAGAAAUCGACGUUUAUCGAGCCAAAAUUCAAUGAAAUCACAUCGCCCUUCAUUCCCAGCUAGAAAAUCCAACUGGCAAUCGAUAGAUGUAAAAAAAAGUUGGCCUUUGAAAAGACGAACAAAGGGCUAGUGCCCAGUAAAGAGGAAAAAAAAACGUCAAGUCCCGACGACUGCGAACACUUGACCUGUCAGAAGAGUUGGACCGCCCGCGAAGAAAAUUGCCGAGUGCGAGAUUCUCAUUUUGUCCGAAAAAAAUCUGGGACUGGACAAGAGGAAGAAUCAACAGUCCAAUGAAAUGAGAAUCACCAUAUGAUUCUGAAGAAUCAUCUUUAGAACGGUGCAGAUCAGAAAAACCACUCACACUCACACCCAGAGAAUUAAAAAAAUCCCUUGAACCCGACAAAAAAAUGAACCGUGUCAUCUUUCUGGUAGUGAAAAGAUUUUUGGAUAAAGCGAGACCGCACGGGUCCAAUGUAAUAAGUAACACAUGCGUGUCACUCUACUUCCCAUCGCCAGCAGAUUGAUCUUUUUGAAAGGUCCAAAAAAAGGAAGAAACAUAAAAACGUGAGGAAAAACGUUAAGAUCAUUAGGAGUCAUUCAAACUCGAGUUUUAGUGCUGGGGGGAAGUUUACAGUUAGUGCCAUUACCGGCUGUUUGUGUUUGGAGUACGUUCAAGGCCGCAUGUACAGAGAAGACAAUUCCAGUUUAGCUGGGAUGCAGGAGAGCAGAAAAGCCCUUUGACAUGAGUUUGUACUAGCUGAGUAAUCGAACAACGUAUAACUGACCCCAAUGUAUCCAGAAUUAUUCGGUAUACUGGGGAUAGUUUGAGUUGUGGUGAUAUAUUCAUAGGAAAAAUAUAUUGGGACUUACCGUGGCGUGAGUUAAUAUUGUGAGUUUAAAAUAGUCGUUACCAUUAUCGAUGAUAAAUUAUUGGAGUGAAUAAAAAAGUGGAAACCAAGUGUGUGAGAAGAAUAUAAAGUAUGCUACGAUGUCGUUCAUGUUAAUACGUGCGGUUAUUGUUUGCUUGCUGAGCUGGAGAUGUUGGGUUGCAGGUGAUGACCUCUCAGAUCCCAUCAACAAAGGACCCAUAAAACUUGUAUGGGCUGAGGAGAAUGAAGAUGUCGAAUUACCAUGUGACGUCACUCCACCAGUAAUUAAUGAUACAGUGGCUAUGGUGCUGUGGUUCAAGGAUGAAAUGGGCCAGGGAAUUCCUUUUUAUUCUUACGACGCCAGAAAAAAUGAAGGGCCCGUGCAUUUUCCCAUAUCGAACGAUUUGGGUAACCGUGCAAUAUUCGAUAUCAGUCACUAUCAUCACGCCAGCUUGAAAAUUCGCAAGGUAACACAGCAAGACCAAGGCAUGUACAGGUGUCGUAUUGAUUUUUUCAAUUCACCAACCCGCAGUUUCCAAGUGAAUCUCACACUCAUCGAGCAUCCCUCCCGGCCGGUUAUUUACGAUGCCCAGGGCAGAGAGGUGCAGGGAGUUUCACGUUUUUUCGAGGGAUACGAUUUGAGACUCACCUGUCAGGUCUCGGGAGGGAAACCAAAACCAUUGGUGACGUGGUGGAAAGAUGGAGAACUCCUUGACAAGGAUGUCGAUGUUCCUGAAAUGUCCGGAGCGAUUGCGGUGUCUACCAAGUUCACUGUCAAUCAUUUGUUUAUUGGCAAAGUGACGAGAGCUUUGUGGAGUUCAAAGUUGGAGUGCAGAGCUCAGUCCGGACCGAUGUCCACUCCAGUGGUUAGAGAAGUUCCUUUGGAUAUUUAUCUGAAGCCUGUUGCAGUGAAAAUACGUCUAAAUGAUGACUUCAUCCUCGCUGGACAUCCAAUAGCAGCGGUAUGUGAAACAUGGGGCAGUUGGCCAGCCGCUACCCUUGGAUGGAGUCUCGGAGGACUAAAAUUCCGUGACCCAAGUGUAGCAACAACCCAACGAAGCAAUUCCACGUUGAGUAAACUUGCUCUAGUACUUGAUCGCGACGACGAUGGCAAAGAGUUGAGCUGUACAGCGGUCAAUCACAAUUUUCCCGGUGGUGAACUCAAAGAGAUUCGUCAACUCCGAGUUGCCUAUGCGCCAGUUGUUCAAGCUCACCUCGCCGUGGGCUAUAUUUUGGCGUCACUACGUGAAGGUGAUGACCUGAAAUUGAUCUGCAACGUCCAGAGCAAUCCCCCGCCCAGUGAAAUCCUCUGGUUUCAUAACAAGUGCCACAGCCACCAGUAGACUGUGCACUGUACAACGAGAGUAGCGCACUCGAGGUAAAUUGCAUCCCCGGUUCGGACGGCGGUUUGCCUCAGCACUUCCUGCUAGAAGUACGUGGCUCUGUAGUAGGCUCAGAGCUCUUCCAAACCUCCCACACUCUCCAGACACCACAAAGUGACCAGGGGGAGGCGGGUGAAGUUCCACCAAUUUAUAGAACGGAAAAUCCACGUCCAACAUUUCAACUUCAUGAUUUAGAGCCAGGCUUUGAAUAUACAUUGGCAGUUUAUGCUAUUAAUCAGAGAGGCAAGAGUGAGCCUAGGCUAAUAAGAAAUGUUCGUAUUAUGGAAUCCAUUGGACGGAAUCUUGAGCAAGCCGGUGGUGCAGGUUUCGUCAUCAAUGGACUCAAAAGUUUCAUUCCCACGGGCGAAACGCAGAAUAUGAUGAUUAUUGUUAUUGGAGUUGUUGUUGGAGCGGUUUCAUUCAUCGGCAUUGGAAUAUUUAUCGGCGUUGUUGUAUGCAGAAAACGUUCACGUGCCCCAGAGCGCUCAACUCCCGAUGAUUUCACAAUACCCACGUACGUAUCAGCUCAACGUAUUGAGCCAAGAGUGAGAUACAGUAGUGACAGAAGAAGAUCCCAAAGAACAAGUCUUUACAUGGAGGAAAAUAGAAACGAACCUGAUCUACUGUCGCAAGUGGAGAUUGACACUGAGAGAUAACGCAAGCAGGUAGUGAAGAAUUAAUUUGGUUUACCACUUCUAAGGAGAUGUGAAAGUUACUACCUCUCGAGGAAAAUUCCGUCCGAGACUCUUCUGUGGGUCUCUAUAUUUAUAAUUUUUUUUAAUGUAAUGGAAGGCAAUGCGGUUGGUGUUUUGUCGUAUAAAAAAUCAUUUGAAGAUCCUGUUUGGAAAAAAUUCACGUCGCAAUGUUGCUUAUGGAUUAGUUGUAUUAUUUCAAUGUCUUCCCGUUAUUUGUUAUGAUUCUUCUAUCGUUCAACACUGUUGGAUUUCACCGGAAGAAUAAUUCAUGUAGAGCACUCGAUUUGAAAAAGAAAAAAAAAACCCACCGCAGUUUCCUCUUCGGGCAUUGUAUACUUAGUCAUAAAGAAUCCAUAUUUCAUUUCACGAAAAAAUAUGGAGUAAUUCCGAACUGUGAAAGCACAAUGAAUAGGAGUUUUAAAAGUUUAUAAAUAAACGCUGUUGAGUAUUCUUGUGGGAGCAUCUGAUGCUUUCCUCAUUGUUCUAUCAACUCCACAGGAUGAAAAACCCUUUGCAAUGAUAAAUGAAAAAGAAUUUUGGUGCCGUGUAUCAAGUAUUUCUAGUAUAUAGCAAUUAGUGUAUCUAUCGUUCUAUGAACAUAAAUUCUAACUUAGUUCAUUUUCUGUAGUUAUCAGUUGGUAUUACGUGCCACAAGUGCCAUGAAAGAGAUUAAUGUACAAUUAUUUUUACAUCCCAUUAGUUUUAAGAGGCUGGCAUUUUCCUAUGAUUAAUCGAUGUAUCAUAACAGACUCUACCAUUAAUUAAUUAACCUUAGACUAAAGUUCGUCAGCAAAUGUAUUAUUAGAUAAUAUAAAUUCAGAGUAACGUAAAUAUAUAUGAAGUGAUUUUUUCAAAAAUUCAUUUCAUUCGAAUAGUGUUUUACAUGGUGUUAAAAAUUCAGACCCUCCAGCACUGCAAUUUCGUCUAGUGAAUGUUUAAUUACCUGAAUCGUGAAAGCUGAUCAAUUAAUCCUCAUUAUAUAUUCGACAAACUUUUACCUCGUUUUGGAUGAAUCUACUAGAUUUCCUUCAAAUAUCUCAUCGUCAUCCACUUCGACUCGUUUAUUAAUGAAAUAAAAUGAACUUAAUUGAAUGAAGUAAAAAAUUCAUAACCAUCGAUUUGAUUUAUUUCAGUUAUUUAAUUUAACUGGGGGGGAAUUUAUGAAAUUUGUAUGCAACUUGGAAACUUUGGAAUGCAGUAAACUAUUAUUCAUUACAGAGAGAAGUGUGAGAAAUGAGAGGGUUGUAAAGUUAAUUAAUUCCAUUUCGGUUGGAAUUGUGAACGAAAAAGAGGAAAUAUAUAUGAUUGGAGGAGGCGUACGAUGGCAUUUUCCCAAGAAUCGAAAGACAAAGUUUUCGAAUUGAUGAGCUUGCCUAGCGAGGCAGAUAGACAUUCAAGAUAUUGGAAGAUAUUUGAAAGCUAUUGUUAACGGGCAAAGUCGGUGCCAUUAUGGAAGGUCACACUGAAAAGUACUGGAAUACUUUUAAAACUCAGUGGGAAAUCAUUACAAUACUUAUAAAACUAUUCUCGGAUACUUUACUACAAUUGUCGUAUCCGAUAUAGCAAUUGACGAUAAUUUAUUGCGGUGUAAUGUUAACUUUACGCUCAUCAUAAUUCUCAAAUUGACAUUA
Messenger RNA from Fopius arisanus, 5238 nucleotides. RefSeq names its product sidestep (gene side). NCBI's taxonomy places the organism in Eukaryota, Metazoa, Arthropoda, Insecta, Hymenoptera, Braconidae. The record is from RefSeq and is a predicted model, not a curated record. Gene Ontology annotation, molecular function: protein binding.